GCAAAAUAAGUUGUUAUGCUUUUAUUAAUAAUACAGCAUUAUAGUUCUUCUUGCACUUCUAGUAAUUUCUUUGGUUGUGUUGGCAAUAACUAUUCUCUUGACUUGCUGCAGGCCCUUGCUCUUAAGCAUCAUACUUCCAAAAUAGCAGAUUUUUCUGAUCUUCACACUUUAACAACAUUUGGCUUCAGAGGAGAGGCACUAAGUUCCCUUUGUGCAUUGGGGAAGUUGACUGUGGAAACAAGAACAAAAAAUGAGCCGGUUGGCACACAUUUGACAUUUGAUCAUUCAGGUUUGGUAACAAAUGAAAGGAAAACUGCACGUCAAGUUGGCACCACUGUGACUGUUGAGAAAUUAUUCUCCACUUUGCCCGUGCGAAGUAAGGAAUUUAGUCGCAACAUUCGGCGAGAAUAUGGAAAGCUUGUUUCUUUAUUAAAUGCAUAUGCUAUAAUUGCUAAAGGAGUCCGAUUACUUUGCACGAACUCGACUAGCAAAAGUUCAAAAUCUGUGGUGCUAAAAACUCAAGGAAGCAGUUCAAUAAAGGAUAAUAUCAUAACUGUCUUUGGUUUAAACACCUUCCAAUGCUUAGCGCCUUUGAGUUUAUGCAUAUCUGAAGGCUGCACCAUCGAGGGCUUUCUUUCCAAGCCAGGAUGUGGCAGUGGUCGUAAUUUGGGAGACAGGCAGUUUUUUUAUGUAAAUAGGAGACCUGUUGAUAUGCCAAAGAUCAGCAAACUUGUCAAUGAAUUAUAUAGACUCUCAAAUGCCAAGCAAUAUCCCAUUGCAAUCUUGAAUUUUAUUGUACCAACUACAUCUUAUGAUGUUAAUGUAACUCCUGAUAAGAGGAAAAUUUUCUUUUCUGAUGAGAACUCCCUUAUGCUUUCUUUACGAGCAGCUAUAGAAAGGAUAUAUUCUCCUCAUCAGUGCAGUUAUUCUACCAACAACAUUAGGGAGCGCGAGAAAGAGGCAGAUAUCAUUGACUCGGAUGUUCAUCAUAAUGAUGAGGAGCCCUUGGCAACACCCGAAUCUCCUAAAGGUGGUGGGCUCGCGGAAAUCUCAUCUUGUCAAGAAUUGGUUGUGGAUGAUUACUCACCAAAGACACCGCAAGUGCAGAGUCAGGAUUUCCAUGAGAAACUGGGAACUGUUCAAGGUGACAGAAGCUCUCAACAAAAGGAAUUGACUCUUAAUGCGUGUGAGAUCAACAAAUCUGAAAGUCUUUCUGCCUACCAGUAUAAGCAAUCUAGUAGCUCUGCCAAAUCAACUGCGAAAAUUGAUGGGAAGAGUGCAAAUCACCCAAGAUUAAUGAAGAAAGACAAAGUUUCUCAUUCAAAUCUUGUACAAUCUUCACUUACAAACUUUGUGACUCCAAGUAAGAGGAAGCAUGAAAAUAGAUGCAGUGUGUUGUCUGAAAUGCCCGUUCUGAGAAAUGAAAAUAUUUCUUGUCAAGUCAGAAAAAUAAGUUCAGAAAUGCAUGCUUCAGUCUCAAGAUCCCAUACAUGUAAUGAUCAAGGGGAUAAUUCUCCUGAAGCCAGCACAGAAACAUUAGAGGAGCACCAUGUAUCAUUGAAUAUCUCUAACAGAGAGGAGAUUUCCCUUUCUGGUAAAUAUGACAUGCGUGAUGGAGGAUCUAGUGGGCAGAAUUCAGGAUUACAGGAUACUCCAUUGCUUGCUCAAGCAAACUCUGAAUCUUCACCUGACAAAGAUUUGGAAAUAAAGUCAGCAAACCUUUCAGGCUUUCCUUCAGAGCUUGAAUCACAACACAAAAUUAAUGACACUUUAAAACCUUGUUCCCUUAUGACUACGUCUUCAUAUUUGCAAUUUAAUAUCAAUGAUCUUAGAAGAAGAAGGCAACAGAGGCUCUCAAGAUUAUGUUCAAACAAUUCAUCAGAUGAUGGAAAGAGGAUUGCAAGGUGUUAUACUGCUGCAACACUUGCAAAUUCUCAACCAGAAAAUGAUGAGGGAAAAGCAUGCUCUUUAGCGGCAGCUAUUGUUGAGUUCGAGAGAUUUUUCAGAAAAGAAGAUUUUGGACGCAUGAAGGUUGUUGGGCAGUUCAAUCUUGGAUUUAUUAUUGGAAAGUUAGACGAUGACUUAUUUAUUGUAGAUCAGCAUGCUGCAGAUGAAAAAUGUAAUUUCGAGCAACUCUCACAAUCAACCACCUUGAACCUACAGCCCCUACUUCAGCCAAUGAGGUUGGAAUUAUCACCAGAAGAGGAAGUAGUAGCUUCUAUGCACAUGGAAGUAAUCAGAAAUGGGUUUGUUUUGAUGGAGGAUGCUCAUGCCCCACCUGGCCAUCGAUUUCUAGUGAAGGCUGUUCCAUUCAGUAAGAACAUAACAUUUGGAGCGGAAGACGUGAAGGAUCUUAUUUGUACCCUUGCUGAUAGUCAAGAAGAUUGCUCGAUAAUUGGCAGUUACAAAAUGGACACUUCUGAUUCUCUAUGUCCAUCAAGAGUUCGUGCUAUGUUGGCUUCACGGGCUUGCCGGACAUCUGUUAUGAUUGGUGAUCCACUGACAAGAAAAGAGAUGCAGCGGGUAACCAAUAAGACUUAAUGGACAACAAAUUGGCAUGUCUACAUUAGUCCUAGUAUAUUUUAUAAGUCAUUUGAAAAAUUGAACUUGUUACAUUGACAUAUCUGAGAAAUCGUUUAACUAAAACUUAAUUCAUUGCACAUACAUGCUAAUAAAGUCCUGUGAUAACCAAAAGCAUUCUAAAGAAUGUUCAUGUUUUCCCCUUGUAUAAGUAAUAACAGAAAUAUCAAUGCUUUUUAAAGUUCUUUUGAUAUAUAUUUCCAUUUGUUUAAUUAGCAGUGAUAUGAUAACUACUUGAUGAUGCUGAUGAAUGGCAUAAUAUUGACUGUGCUAGAGGACACUUUUUGGUGCAAUUCCAGUGUUUAGACAUUCAUGGUGUUUUAUGUUUGUCUGUUAUUGCCUUUGUUUUUAUGAGAGUUUCUGUAUCUUUAUUCUGUAAAAAAAAUCUUUAGCAUUAUCUAAGGCAUGAAAAAUUUUUAAUUGUCUAUUAAUCCUAAGGGAAAGGCCAGAGCCUAUGUAGUAGAUGAUUGACCACCCUAUGGAAAUAGCUGGCAUCUCGAUCAAUUCCAACGAGUUCAACUAAUAUAGAAAUAGGAUGAAAGUUUUGGACCCUGUUAACAUUGUACUUGUGGAGCAGAUCCUUUUCAGAAAGCCCAUAGACCUUUUUUUUUGUGUGUGUACCGGCAUCUCACUACAAACCAUGAGAAUGCCCAGAAUAAUCAAGCAAAACACGCUCUAGUGCCGCCGGCACUUGCUCCAAACCCCUCCAUAGGACGGCCCCAGAGUGGUGUGCUGCGAAUGUGGUGAUCCAGUCCGCUGCACUGUUUGUCUCCCGAAAGACAUGCAUGGCUCGGAAGGAGUCCAACUCUCCCACAAGAUAGCAGAUAUCAUAGACAAGACCUCCCUGUAGACAUGGCUUAUCUGAAAAUUUAUGACUCGAAUGAAGUACUUGUUCUUUAUGCCUUCUGCCUUUCUGGUUUAGUUUUAUUUUUUCACCAGAAUAUCUGAAAUUA
Molecule: messenger RNA, 3533 nt
Organism: Phoenix dactylifera (date palm)
Lineage: Eukaryota; Viridiplantae; Streptophyta; Magnoliopsida; Arecales; Arecaceae
Source: RefSeq, a predicted model, not a curated record